Molecule: messenger RNA, 3024 nt
Organism: Paramecium octaurelia
Lineage: Eukaryota; Ciliophora; Oligohymenophorea; Peniculida; Parameciidae
Source: the annotation of a GenBank genome assembly
AUGAUUGUCACUUCAAAUAUAGUGAAUGAUCUAAACACAGCCUUCUAACUCAUCAAUAUGGGCACAAACGAUAAAAUAAGACAAGGAGAGUAAUUGCUAUAACAAAUACGAGGUGACAUCCAAUAUCCCAAAGUGUUAUUCGAUUAUUUCUAAGCUUAUGAAAUUAGUCUGGGUCUUCGAGCGGCAAUUGAGUUAAAAUUAUGGUUCAAAGAGUAUCGUAAUUUUGAUGACUACUAAGCUUAAUACGUUCAGAAUGUGGUCUAAACCAUCAAGCAACACAUAAUAAGUGCUUAUAUAGUCUCUGAGGCACCAUUGAUUCAUCAAUUGAAAGAUGCAAUUGUUUACGUUGCUUCAAGGGACUUUCCAACUCAAUGGCCCACUCUAAUGGCCGAUCUAAAUCAAUUCCUCGCACAUCCAGAUUAUGUAUACAAAACCUUGAAACUCAUCUACAAAUUGACUGAAAAAUAUGUUUAUCAAUCUAGGAGUGAUCCUCUCUAUGAAGAAAUCAUUAUAACAUGCGACACAAUUCAUCACAAUUUAUUAUUGUUGGCUAAAUCAUUGAUACAAUAAAUAGAAGCCCUUCAAAAUCUGUAAUUAUCAUAUGAAAUUCUGAAAACAUUACUAAAAGUGUUUUACAAUUUAAAUUUUUAAGUAAUUUAAAAUAAUAAUUAUUUAGGACUUGCAUCCCCAUUUCGAAGACAAUCUCUAAUCCUGGAUGGAAUUCAUGAAGGUCGUUCUACGACUCUAGCCAGUCCAAGGAGUAGAGCAAUUCCUGUUCAAAUGUAAGGGUGAAGCUCUUAAAUGUGUGUUAUUGUAUGCGAUGAAGUAUCGUGACGAUUUUGGUGACUUGAUCCAAGUGUUCUCGAGUGAAAUCUGGAAUGUGUGCACCCAGACCAGUGCUGGAAGAGAUAGUGACAAGGUUACUUUAAUCAAAUAAAGUUUUAGAUUGUAUUAUGUGCUCUUAGAUACUUCAAGACCUUAAUAGCUUGGUAAGACAUGAAGGCCUUCUUUGAGCAGAACAUAAAGAUCCUGAUAGAGAGUCUAAUUAUUAGGAAUUUAUCCUUGUCAAGUAAUUCAGACUCAAUAAUCUAUAUUAGAGGAUGAAAUAGGGAUGUUUUCAGAUGAACCAUAAGAAUUCAUUGAGAAGUUCUUCGAGUAAAGCGACUUAGAAUCCAGAAGGGCACAAGCUGUUGAACUCUUCAAGACAGUCACUAAACACUUUAAUCAAUAGGUCAAUCUCAUCAUUUAAGAAUAUCUGUAAUGAUUGAUAUAUGAAAUUAUUAGAUAGGCUUACAUUCAAUCGGGAAUGAAUGGAAUCGAUAAUGAAAUAAUUCUUAUCAACUUGAUUAUCGAAGCCAGCACUAGUUCAUUUACUUCAAAAGAUGGAACUAUUGAUAUUAUUCUAUCAUAAGAAAAUGUCCUUGGAUUUUAUACUCACUGUUUGAAACCCAAAUUAGGAUAGAUAUUUGAAAUGCAAUAAUAGAAUUAAUCAGUUGAAUCUAAGUUCACUCCAAUUCAAUUGGCAUUCUAUUGUAGGUACUUAUUCUAUUUCAGAAAUGUGAUUGACAAGGUAGAAUUGCCAACUCUCGCCACUCUGGUUUCAAAACUAUAAUUAAGCAAAAAGACUACCUUAUCUAACAUUGCCUGUUAUACAGCUUAUUCAUUAAUCAACGUAAGACAGGAUGUCAAGAAUUAUGCUAAUCAUUAAUUGUACUUUGAAAAUGUCAACAUUUCCCAAUAUUUGCAAUUGGUAUUGACAGAUUGCUAUAAUAAUAUUAAAUAAUAAUCGAAAUUAGAAACAUACAGUUUGAAACUUACAAAUUCAUUGAUUAAUUUAUUGAAAUAGGAGAUUUUCAAUGCCAUUGCUGCAUUAUGCAAUUUACUCUAAGAUUUGUUGAAGAAUAUCAAGUUGGAAUAUGAGUUUUAGAAUGUCCAUUUGGUUUUUGAGAUAAUAGCAAGUGUGAUUGAUGUGUGUAUCAUGGCCAAGAAUUCUGAAGCUGCCAAUUAGUUAUAAUAAAGCAUAUUGAAUUAGCUAGAUGAAUUGCUAAGAGAAAACAAGGGAGACGUUACUAAUUUCGUCUUGCAAAUUUACUCACUCUUCUUAUAGGUUUAGACUAAUGCCUCCUCUUAUUAUCAAAAUCUAUUACAAAACUUCCUUGAAAUUUAAAAUUGGAAUGAGUCAAACUCCUCCUUGUUUCAAGCUUAUAUCAUAUUCUUCCAAUUUGGAUUCUAAGGAACUAAUUUACCUACAGCUUAAUUACAGACAAUCCUAAAAUCAAUCGUUUCUCAUAGCACACCAUCAUAUACAGAAUUAUCCAAAUUCCUCAUAAAAUCCAAUUAGCAAUGGACGAACAUAGUUUUGGCUAUCAUUUUUGAAUAAUACAAAAUACAAUAGCAAUCUUAACCUUAAAUAUCCUCAAAAUCAAAAGCAACCCAUUUGAGUUAGCGAUUAAUCAAUAAGGAAGUGUUUCUAUUGCUAGCUCAUGUCUUUACUACUUACGGAGUAGAAGUACUUGUCAAUGAAUGUUCUAAGAUCUCUCCUCAAUUACUCGAGAGCUUUUUAAUUAAUGAAUUAGGAAUCAUUAAGUCUAUUUCCUAGAGAAGUGAAAGAAAAUUUAUAUUUACUAUGUUGUCUGCCAUACUGUUUUCUGGAUCGUACAUUAUUCAUUUAAUACCUUAGAUUCUUGUCUUAACAAUCAUGGAAUCUUGUCUUUUAGGCUAUGGUUGAAAACAUAACCCUUAAAAAACGAAACCCUCUUAAGUUCAUGGGAAGAGUAACUGAUAGAGAAGUGACAUCAAGUUCUGGAUUCCAACCCUUGAAACCUGUUAUUGCUAGAAAUGUAACCAAUUUAUAUUCACCUCUAUUAGAAUCCUGACAAAAUACUAAAUGACGAAGAUAAAUUAUUUAGUGCCUAAUUCAAAACUUAUUAUAGCAAUCCAAUUGUAUAAUAGCAAUUACCAAUUUAAUAAUUAUUAACCAAAUAGCAAUAAGAGUUGCUAAGUAAUUUAAUACAAUCUGUUUGA